Molecule: messenger RNA, 1810 nt
Organism: Periophthalmus magnuspinnatus
Lineage: Eukaryota; Metazoa; Chordata; Actinopteri; Gobiiformes; Gobiidae
Product: globoside alpha-1,3-N-acetylgalactosaminyltransferase 1-like
Exons: 10
Coding region: 116-1183 (355 amino acids)
Biological process (GO): carbohydrate metabolic process
Cellular component (GO): membrane; vesicle; Golgi apparatus
Molecular function (GO): hexosyltransferase activity
Source: RefSeq, a predicted model, not a curated record
ACUGCGCUUCCGGAGCUUAACGGACUCUCCUCGCGCUUCUCAGUUUUUUAGAGAAAACCUCAGAUUAAACCAGGACUGAAUCAGGACCAGACCUGGACCAGAUGCGGUUCUGCUGAUGGAGAUGCAGUCUUGUAGCGCUAAAGCCGUAUUUGUGGUUGUCCUGCUGUCCACGCUGAUCGGGCUGCUGUACGUGUACCAGAUCUACUUCCAGACCAACUGCGACCAGACCAGUUUCGAGGCUCUGAUCAGCCCACAGCUGCUCCUGCCACAACCACCACACCUUCCCCACCUGCCCCACCUGCUGCACCUGCCCCACCUCCUGCACCGAAAGGAGUAUGCACAGCCGGACAUCACGAAAGGACGCACAGACGUCGUCACAGUAACGCCCUGGCUCGCCCCCAUCGUCUGGGAGUCGACCUUUGACCCUGUUCUGAUGGACGCCAUCUUUAAACCCCAGAACCUCACCAUCGCUGCCACCGUGUUCGCUGUCGGGAAGUAUGUGCAGUUCCUGAAGGACUUCCUCAAGACCUCAGAGCAGUUUUUCUUCAUUGGUUUUAACGUUCACAUUUAUGUUUUCACCGAUCGCCCCAACGACGUCCCUAAAGUCCAACUGGCCCCGGGACGAAAGGUCUCGGUGCGUGUGGUCCAAUCUUCUCAGCGUUGGCAGGAGAUCUCAGCUCGUAGGAUGGAGAUGGUGCACACUCUGCUCUUGGAGCUGAGCGAUUCGACACACUUCAUUUUCUGUUUGGAUGUUGACUCCAAGUUCCACGGACGCUGGGGCUCGGAGAGCCUGGGCGAGCUGGUGGCUGUGGUGCACCCAGGUUACUAUGGCAACCCGCGGAGCCGGUUCCCGUUCGAGCGGCGGACCAAGUCCAGGGCCUACAUGGCACCCUCUGAUGGAGACUUUUAUUACUGCGGUGGCGCAUUUGGGGGAAGUGUGGACCAAGUCCUGGCCUUAACCCAGACCUGCUCCAAGAACUACAGAGACGAUGAGAAGGAGGGAGUGGAGGCCGCCUGGCAGGAGGAGAGCCACCUGAACAGAUAUUUCUGGGAGAACAAACCUUCGAAGGUCCUGUCUCCUGAGUAUCUGUGGCAGGAUUUUAAACCUCGGAAUCCUGAGAUCCGGAUCAUCCGAUUCUCCGGAGUCAUCAAGAACUACGCUGCUAUCAGGCCCAAUGUGUAACUACAGCAAGAACUGAACCAGGACCGAACCUGGUCUAAACCUGGUCUAAACCAACACCAGGUUUUCUCAGCCUCAGUUUUUCAGAUCAGAUUUCUGCUUCUGUUCUAAGCCUCAUUUGAGCUGCUCCCGUUGUGACCAGCUGGGGGCGCAGCAAUGUGAAAAGACCAUAGACAUACUCCAGAAGGGAGUGCUUCCCCUCCUCCUCUGCUCCUCUGACCCUCUCUGCUGACCCACUCUGCUGCUCCUCUGACCCUCUCCUGUGACUCUCUGCUUCUCUCCUUCUCUGCUCCUCUGACCCUCUGCUCCUCUCCUCCUCUGCCCCUGUCCUUCUCUGCUCCUCUUCUGCUCCUCUGACCCUCUCCUCUUCUACUCCUCUGACCCCCUCCUCUGCUGCUCUCUCCUCCUUUGCUUCUCUGCUUCUCUGACCCUCUGCUCCCUCUCCUCCUCUGACCCUGUCCUCCUCUGCUCCUCUGCCUGUCUGACCAUCUCCUUCUCUGCUCCUCUGACCCUCUGCUCCUCUCGUCUUGUUAUAAAUAUGUAUUUAAAGUGAAUAAGGUUUUUAAAAUGUUAAAAUAUUUUAAUGUGUGUACAAAGGUUUACAACCUGUGCAGCAGGUGGCACUGUUUG